Molecule: messenger RNA, 168 nt
Organism: Tetrahymena thermophila SB210
Lineage: Eukaryota; Ciliophora; Oligohymenophorea; Hymenostomatida; Tetrahymenidae
Exons: 2
Source: RefSeq, a predicted model, not a curated record
AUGGCUACUACAAUUCCAGUCUUAAAUAUAGAAACUAGUGAAUUAUAAUAAUAUUCAAAAAUAUUGCCUGAAGAAUGCUUACUAGUCCUAAAACUUGGAGCUAAACUAUAUUGCUGCAGUUUGGAUUAUUUCUGUUACUAUAAAGAAACGAAGACUACGUACACGUGA